AUGGAAUCUGGCCUUCUAGCCCCUGAAAUUGCCCUUGUAGCAAGAAGUAAAGCACUAGAAGCCAGGAUCCGGCGGCUAGACCCUGCCCACCCGCUUAAUCGAUGUGUGAAUAGCCCUAGCCCUAAGGCUAGGCUUAUCUAUCGCUCUUAUAGAGCCCUCUCUCCCUCUGAAGAGAUUGACCCAAUACAAGACGCUCCGUGGGACAGGGGGUUCAACCGACAGGCCCGCCUUAUUGAAGUAGCAGGACCUGACCCUGGUGGAGACAAGAGCUCUUUUAAGGCCAAAUUCCUUGAAUUCCUAGCUGUGGUUCCUUCUACUGAUCUAGUAGUAUUCACUGACGGCUCUCGCUUAGACGACAAGAGCACUGGCGGGGGUGUCUGUCUAACAAGAGGAGGGGCUAUUCUCAACACUAAGAUCUUCUCCUUUGGCAGGGUGCUAGAGAUAUAUGAUGCAGAGGCUAGAGCUGCUCUACAUGGCCUAGAACUAGCCCUGGACUCCCCUUUCUGGUCGUCGGCCAGAAAGUGCUGGAUUUGCCUCGACAACCUCGAAGCUACCCUACAGCUGACCUACCGAUCCUGCGGCACCUCGCAAGAAACCUUCAACAAGGUCAACGAAUUAGCUCAAUUGUACCCUGGGAAAAUACAGACAAGGUGGUGCCCUAGCCACAUAGGGAUCCUUGGCAAUGAGAUUGCAGAUAAAGUUGUAGGGAGAGUAGUACGGUUACCCUCUCCUGAACCCUCCCCUUUACUCUGUACAGCCACGCUUAAGAGAGAGGUAAAGGAGACAGGGAUUGCGCUUGCGAAGAAGCUCUGGGGCACGACACUUCCAGCUCUCUAUAAGGACCUAGGGCUCUACACCUGGUCCUCAAAGCCUAAAUCUCUCCAGUUACCUAGAGAGGUCCUCGAUCGCUUAAUUGCUGCUCGUUCUGGACAUGGAGACUUUACGGCUUACCAUCUUCGCUACUUUCACUUCGACUCGCUACUUGAGUUAGGGAAUUGUAAGUGUAAGAAGGCUAAGACCCAGUUCCACCUACUCUUCUGCAAGCUAGCAAACAACAAAGACCCUAAGCUUUUAGCUAAGGCCAAGAAGAACCCCCAGCUGCUCUUUGGACAUCACUGCGAGAAGCUUUUUAGCCUGGUCUACUUUAAGACCGAAUUCUACACCAAAAUCUGUCUCUAG
This is a messenger RNA of Hymenoscyphus albidus, 1179 nucleotides long. Lineage: Eukaryota; Fungi; Ascomycota; Leotiomycetes; Helotiales; Helotiaceae. The record is from the annotation of a GenBank genome assembly.